Molecule: messenger RNA, 1284 nt
Organism: Aegilops tauschii subsp. strangulata
Lineage: Eukaryota; Viridiplantae; Streptophyta; Magnoliopsida; Poales; Poaceae
Product: E3 ubiquitin-protein ligase SINA-like 10
Molecular function (GO): zinc ion binding
Source: RefSeq, a predicted model, not a curated record
UUGAGGCAAAAGAGCUCUGCACACCCAUUUCCUCUGCCUGAACCACCCCCAUUCUGGGAACCAAGGCUCUCCCCUCCCCUCCUCCCUCCCACCCUGGCCGGCGGCCGCAUUCCCCUUCCCCUCCUCUGCUCCGGCAACCAAGACAAGAUGGCUCGCGGCGGCAAGAAGGCGAGGGUUGAGUCGCCGGCGGCCGACAUGACUCUCGGUGAGGACGAUCUGCAGGUCAAGGAAGAAGAGGAAACCGGAGCGAUGGUGGGGGUGGCCGCCGCCAAUGCCGCCGCCCCGCGAGUGGAGAUCGUCGUCGAGUUCGACAAGUCCCUGCUGGACUGCCCUCUCUGCUCCCUGCCCCUCAAGCCUCCCGUCUUUCAGUGCCGGGCGAAGCACGCGGCGUGCGGCCCCUGCGCCGCGAACCACGCCAACAAGUGCCCGGCGUGCGACGGCGCGUACGAGCGCGACGAGGGGGCGGACCGCUACCUCCUGGCGGUCAGGGUGCCCUGCCCCAACCAGGCGUACGGCUGCGGGAGCUCCGUGGUGUACUGCAUGGCGGGCGACCACCGGCUGGUGUGCCCCCACGCUCCGUGCCGCUGCCCCGAGCCCGGAUGCGGCUUCCUCGGCCCGCCGCCUGCGCUCCGCGGCCACCUCGCCGAGCGCCACGCUUGGCCCGUGACCGACAUCACCUACGGGUCCGUGCUCGAGGUCCAGAUGCAGGCGGUGGAGCAGGGGCGGCGGCUGCUGGCCGCGGAGGACGGGGAGCGGCUGUUCCUGCUCGUGGCGAGCGAGCGCGGCGUCAAGGUGGUGCGUGUGGCCGCGCCUGCGGAGGAGGAAGGCUGGUACAGGUGCAAGGUGUGGGUGCACGCGCCCGUGGACACGGACACCGGCCACAUGGACGUCCAGAUGCUUGACGGCAAGGUGGAGAGCUGCGCGGUGCCCUCCGUGGAGGCGGCCAUGGGCGCGGGUGGCAGGUACCUGCCGGUGCCGUCCGACGUGCCGGCGCCGGAAGGAGGAGGGAUCGUCAUCCGUCUCCGCAUCGACAAGGAGGUGAAGGUCAGGGCGAGCAGGAGCCCCCGUUCCCGUGCCUGAUUGGCUUGCCAGCUUCGCUUCUUUAUCCCUUAUCUACCAUGGUUGGACAUUGGUGAUUUGGUAGUGAACUGGUGGUAGUGAUCGAAGGUAGUGAACUGGAGUGAUUAAAGGUUGGACCUUGGUUGGGCUUUGAUUGAUUCUGUCCAUGGCAAUGUUUGCCAAUGUAUGGCGCAGGCUAUAUAUGCAGCUGAUCAUUUUACUCUA